AUGGAAUCUUCCGAAACCGAGUCGGAACAGGAGGAGAUACUGAGUGAGUCUGAUGAUGAAGACCUGUACAAUUCAGGAGCAUUUUUCCAUGAACAAGGUUCCUUGACUGGGUCUGGGGUUGACCCAAAGGCCGUGGUGGAUGAUUCCACCUGUCUUGAUCCUCAAGGUGAACCACUCUUGGGCAAAGCAGGGUGGAAGGCCAAGAAAGGACUGGAUUUUUCCUUGCGCAAAUGCCAGGAUAAAAUCCUGGAUGUCCUAGGGCCAAGUGCAAAAUUUUUCAACAUGGUCGAAACAGCCUUAGCAAAGGGGACCCUUGCAGAUUUGCUAGCCAUCAGGGGGUGGAUCCAGCGGUCCAUAUGCCUAAUUGGCAUUGCCAAUACGGCAUUAUCCAUGGAGAGACGUAAGGCUAUACUUAUUAUGAUUGAACCUAAGCUAGUAAAUCUAGCUAUAUCAGAGCCAAGGUCACAGGCAAAGGGCCUCCUGUUUGGAGACAAAUUUGUGGAGGAGUUGGGCUCCUAUGUAGGGACGUUCAUGGUACUAGAUAAGGCGCAAGCUAAUACGAAGCAAGUGUUCUCCCAGAAAGUUCUCCCAGAAAGUGCACAGGGCCGGCAGAUAUCGGGGCCGUCUGCCCGCCUGUUCCUCCCAGAGUUCGUACCUGGGUUCUCGUGGCUCUGUGCACUCCAGAUUUCAGGCACCUGA
Pelobates cultripes (western spadefoot toad) is the source of this 699-nucleotide messenger RNA. The record is from the annotation of a GenBank genome assembly. Lineage: Eukaryota; Metazoa; Chordata; Amphibia; Anura; Pelobatidae.